CCCCUCACAUUACAAUAGACUGGCUAUCUGUCCUUUGGAAACAGUGCGGAAACAGACGCUGGCAGAAGGGACUGUUUCCACACGGUCUCUUAAAUCAAAAGUCUGAGGAAAGUGUAGAUGAUGUUUAACUGGAUGCUGCCCAGAUUAGAAGGUAAUCAAAUUGGAUUAAAAGCAAAAUUGGAUUAACCUGGAUUAUUUUUGCUGCCGUUUGCAGUUGAGGAGAGAUCUGAUGGAAAUAUAUAACAUAUCAGGGAUGACGCCAGAUUCAGCAGUGACCAUACCGACACUGGCAGUACCCACAUUAUAUAUUUUAUUUACAUUGGGAAGAAAGUCCAGGACCGCAUGGGGGCGCUGUUCUUCAUUAGCAGGGACAUGUGCAGUGGAGCUGGCAAUCUCUGACUUGUCUCAGCAGCUCAGUCCUGGUCUCGAAGGAGGAGGAAUGGCAAUCUCCGGUUUUAUGUAGUAAUUACACCUGAUGAAAGUUCUGAAAUUAGAAAGACCUCUCAUGUCCGGCUGAAUCCCCUGCAUCCACCACUUCCCUGCCUCAGCACACAGACCUGCCUCUAGCACGUCCAGGUUUCCGUCACCAAAGCUAAUGGUCCUCUGAUCCGUGGCCCCAUGGAGUGUGCUGCUGUGCAUAAACUACCAUGAGCAAUGUGUCUCAAAGGGCUUUUGGUCAGUGGAAAACCUCAGAAGCUGCCUUAAGGGAGCAGGAUCCUCUUAGGAACAAUGCAGUUCUCCAUUUACUACCCGUUUCGGCCUGUAACCCAUGACAACUGCACUCCUUUAGCCAUUUUCACAAUUUUUUAAUGAGGGAUCCAAAGGCACCAGAAAUAGGACAACCGCGAUUUCCAGCAUGAGGCUGCUGGGGCUGUCGAUAGUGAGCUGCAACAACACUUCCUCAGCCCAGGUAUUCUUGUGCAGUGCUCUCCAGAACUCAACAGAGACCUGAUGGGUUGCUGUCAGCAGCCUUACCUGAGGAUGGUGUCACCGUCAGAACUGGGUGCACCAAGUCCGCACCAAUCAACGAUCACCUGUACACUAGUUCCAUCCUACAUACUGGGGACAACUUACAAAAGCCAAAUAACCUACAAACCUGUAUGUCCUUGAAAAGUGGGAAGAAACUGGAGUACCCAGAGAAACCCCACGUGAUCACGAGAAGGAAGUACAAAACUCCAUACAGUCAGCACCCGCAGUCAGCAUCGAACCCGGGUCUCUGGGGUCCCAAAGGCUAACGAGCAGCACGGACAAAAGCAGGUGCAAGCAGGAGUGGGCCAUUCGGUUUGUCGAGCCUACUCCACCAUUCAAAAGGAUCAUGGCCACUUUGUUACUGCAAUGCUACUUUCUCUCUCAUGCACUAAUAACAUAAGCUCUCAAUUUAUUUAAUUUCCAAUAAUUGUAUCAAGUGUACUCAGAGUCACCAACCUCCUGGGUAGACAAUUCCAAACAUUCCAAGCUCAGGUCAAUAAAUGCUUUCUCAACUCUGUCCUGACUGGCCCACCCCUUCUCAUGACUCUGUGACCCCUGGUUCCAGACUCGUGGGGGCGGCAAGGUGGAGCAGCGGUAGAGUUGCUACCUUAAAGCACCAGAGAACUGGGUUCAAUCCUGACCACGGGUGCUGUCUGUAUAGAGUUGAUACCUUGUUCCCGUGACCGCGUAAGCUUUCUCCGGGUGCUCCGUUUCUUCCCACAGUCCAAAGACGUACAGGUUUGUAGGUUAAUUGGCUCUGGUAAAAACUGUAAAUUGUCCCUUGUGUGCAGGAUAGUGUUAGUGUACGGGGAUCACUCUGAACAUUAAUAGCCCAUUCAAACUCCUGUGAAAAAUAAUCACAAUCCUCACAAAACAAAUCUCCCAAAGAGACAGGCACUACACUACACUCAACUUAUAAAAGCUGUCUUUACAAUAAAUCUCUGCUUUCUGCUUUUUUUCACAACUAACAUCACCUCCAAAUGGCUGCUCAUUGGCCAUGGAAAGAUUGGUUCUGCAGACAGAUUUAAACUGUUCUCAGUUCAGCUGAAGAGUAACAGAUUUGAAGCAUUAAUUGUAUUUAUGUCUCCACAGAAUGAUCUCCCCCCCUUGAAUACAUCCAGAUUUCCCCAUUUAUAUUUGAGAAAAUAAUUAAUGUUAUAUUGAGUAUAUUGGGCAGCUUUGUCCAAAAAUGAUCUAAGUUUUGUUGGCAUUGAAUAAUUAUUUUAAAGAGCUUGUAAGACAACAAAAAAUCAGGAUAGGAAUGAAAUUGCCUUUAUUUGAAAUAUCAUUGAUAUUCCUCCCACAGUUCAUUACACUUUCCGUGGAACAUCUUGCGAGGAGACUCCAGCCAAUUGUAGCUCAUUCCAAGGCAAGUUUUAUUAUUAAUGGUCUACUGCUUUAGUCAACAAAAACCUUUUCAUAUUAAUAAUGAUGCAACUGUGUGAUCUCCAGGGAAGUUUCACUCCAGAAUAAAUGCACUGCUCCUCUCCAUGCAUCUUGUAAUCAGGUCGAGCACUUCCCUCCAUCACCAGUAGAAGACAUCACCUUCCACCAAAAAUGCGGGAGGCAACAAUACUGCAUCAGAUAGAAGACAUUUACUACCCUGUUCUUGCAGCUGUGGGAAUUCCAGUCAACUUGAUGGCCAUUGUGAUCCUGUCGAGAGGAAAGUGCAGACUCUCCAGGUGUAUCACUCUCUACCUGGUGGCCAUGGCAACGGCGGAUACGAUGGUCAUUUUCACUGAUGUGAUACUGUACACGAUCAUUCCUUUUCACUUCCCAGGAACUUACAUGUCCACCACUCCUGCAAUAUCCCUCCUACUCGUCCUGCUCUCUGCAGCCACCGAUGUCUCUGUCUGGUUCACCAUCACUUUCACCUUUGAUCGAUUUGUUGCCAUCUCUUGUCAGAAACUGAGAACAAAAUAUUGUACCACGGAAUCUGCCACAGUGGUUUUAACAGCAGUGAGCGUGGUGCUCAGUCUGAAGAACAUCCCUUGGUACUUUAUAUAUGAGCCUGAGUAUAUUGUUGACAAUGUACCCUGGGGUGUGAAAGUUUCAUCGAACUAUCUCACGGAAAGUGCCUGGUUGGCUUUUGACUGCCUCUCUAUUAUUUUAACCCCUUUCCUUCCAUUCCUCCUGAUUCUGCUGCUCAAUGCCUUGACAGUCAGACACAUUCUGGUGUCGGGCAGAAUCCGCAGGAGGCUACAGCAAUGCAACAAUAAUGAGGAUCACCCUGACCCAGAGAUGGAGAAGAGAAGGAAAUCCAUCAUUUUGCUCUUCUCCAUUUCAGGCAGUUUUAUACUUUUAUGGAUGACAAAUGUUCUGUAUUUCAUCUACAGGAGGAUUGCAAAUGUUUAUGUUUACACGAGUGUCCAUGACCCCAGUUACAUCGCUGAACAAACAGGCUACAUGUUGCAGCUUCUGAGCUCCUGCACCAACACCUGUAUUUAUGUGGUGUCCCAGACUAGGUUCAGAGAGCAGCUGAGGGAUGCCCUAAUGUACCCAUUCACUGUGGUUGUUGCAUGGUUUCGGUGAAGCAGCAACUACGUCAGAGCUACCAGUACAGUUCAGUCUCAUUUAUUCUUCCCACUGUUUCUCUGUGUGAAUUGUGACAGCGCCCCCUCCCUUGGAUGCCACUCUGAUCCCUAUCACUGGCUGACUGUCCAGGAGAGGCCGAUCCCCAGUAUCAUUGGUAAUCGCUGGUUCCAAUUAGUUGAUAUUAGUUAUGGCAACCUAAACCAUGUCAGCCUUCUCCCAAUAUAACCCAGGCAAAGAGGGAGGGGGGAGGAUUGGCAGGUCUGGCGGCAACAAAUGCAAGGAUCAGGGCUUCAUCAAGAAUCACCUCUGGCAGGACAAUAUUACUUGGGUGAAAGUAGGCGGUUCAUUUACAUGGUGAAUAUACUCAUUCUGCCCAGUGAGGCACUAGAGUUGUAUUUAGCUCUGGUUGUCCAAGGCAACACAUUUCAUAGACAUUGACAAUUUGGAGACUGUAGGAGGGGUACAGCUGUGGUGAUCAGAAUCAUCAGUGGACCUGCAGAACAUCAUCUCAGGCAUUUGGAUCAUGUCACCAAAGUUUGCCGUCUGGAUGAGAAAUAUUGGCGCGGCCAUGGUAGAAUUUUGGUAACUGAUGCAACAGCAGACCAUGUCAUGAGAUGCCUUGAAGCAAAAAUUGCACAUUGUCAGACCCCAAUAACUGGCAACAAUGCAUCAAGUUCAAGUUCAAGUAAGUUUAUUGUCAUGUGUCCCUGUAUAGGACAAUGAAAUUCUUGCUUUGCUUAAGCACACAGAAAAUAGUAGGCAUUUACUACAAAACAGAUAAAUGUGUCCAUAUACCAUAAUAUAAAUAUAUACACACACAUGAAUAAAUUAACUGGUAAAGUGCAAAUAACAGAAAGUGGUUAUUAAUGUCUCCUCCAUGAAUGUCUCCUCCAUGUCAUAUUUAAAUUGUAUCCAUUUUGAAGCAUUAUCACAUUGAAAUUACAAUUGGUCAAGAUAUUUCAGUAGUCCCGACUGUCUACAUUGAGAUUUUCCACAUUGGGUCUCACAAACUACAAUAGUGUGGAACAUUGAAUCUGAAAAUCAUACCUCAAGAACUCUGAUAGCUCAUAAAUUUAAACUAAUGAAUUUUCAGUGUAGGGCUUUGAAAUAAAUUAACCAAUCUGAUUUAACCAGUUCCUACUCACACGGCUGAGACUGUUUCCAGCCAUCUAUUGUCUUGAGUUGUUGGACCAAUACAGUCCAAUAUUCACUCCUGUUAUGUUCGAUAAAUCACCGGAUUCAAGCAACAUAGUUUGUAUAACACGGUAUUUUAUUUCAGUACAAAAUAAGGCACAAUAGACUCAGGUAGCCGCGUACGCACUCGCAAAACCCCGAUUGCACAGCAAAGCGUGCCGCCGAGUAGUGACCUGUUGAUUCCGUUAGCCCUGAGAGCCGCUCCAUUCUUUCAUCAUAUGUCAGUCCCGCCAUCCCGGGAAUUAACCUGGUGAACCUACACUGCACUCCCUCAAUAGCAAGAAUGUCCUUCCUCAAAUUAGGAGACCACUUACUGAAAAAUGUAUUUUCCGCACCAAUCUUUAAUCCUUCAGCUAACUUGGUAGACACUGCCUGCUUACCAUGGGUACUGAUCUCCCCAUCAUCAAAGUGAUCUAAAGGAAGUGCUGCCUCAUAAAGGCAGCCAACAUCACCACUGACCCUCAUCACCCUGGCCAUGGUCUCAUGUUAUUCCUAGGUACAGAAGAUACAGGCAUGAAAACCGUGACCACCAGGUUCAAGAACAGCUUCUUCCCAGCAACCAUCAGGGUCUUUAACUGUACAACACCAUUCUCAGCAUCUUUGAACAUCUGUGGACUGUGUCUUUGGUUACACUAUGAACUUUACGAUACUGAAGUGAUCUGAAAUUGAUCUGUGUUUUUGAUUUAGUAUUAUGGUUAUUAAUUUAUCGAAUUAUAUUAUCUGUGUGUAUUAAGUUAUGGGCUUGUUAAGCUAUAAUAAGGAAAAACGUAAUUGUUCCAUUGUCGAUACUUAUGACAAUUAAACACACUUGACUUUCUUGA
Leucoraja erinaceus (little skate) is the source of this 5519-nucleotide messenger RNA. RefSeq names its product probable G-protein coupled receptor 139. NCBI's taxonomy places the organism in Eukaryota, Metazoa, Chordata, Chondrichthyes, Rajiformes, Rajidae. Bases 2527 to 3501 code for a protein of 324 amino acids. Gene Ontology annotation, cellular component: membrane. Gene Ontology annotation, biological process: G protein-coupled receptor signaling pathway. Gene Ontology annotation, molecular function: G protein-coupled receptor activity. The record is from RefSeq and is a predicted model, not a curated record. The transcript has 2 exons.